Molecule: messenger RNA, 1892 nt
Organism: Pseudoliparis swirei
Lineage: Eukaryota; Metazoa; Chordata; Actinopteri; Perciformes; Liparidae
Product: ethanolamine kinase 1-like
Exons: 9
Coding region: 22-1197 (391 amino acids)
Biological process (GO): phosphatidylethanolamine biosynthetic process
Cellular component (GO): cytoplasm
Molecular function (GO): ethanolamine kinase activity
Source: RefSeq, a predicted model, not a curated record
AUUUAAACUGUAGGAGCGAGGAUGAAUAUGCUCAUAGGAUCAUUGGCCCCUGAUAAGCCAGCUGGACUCCUGAGUCACUACACAUACAGGGGCGAAAUCUUCACGUCGGCUUUCCCGUUGAAAAUGAACGGUCGGAAUCCGCUUCUCCACGUGGACCUCCAAAUCGAUGAGCGCGAACCUCGGAGAGGAAUCCUGGAGCUCCUAAGCAGACUGCGUCCUCAUUGGAAGCCGACGGACAUUCAGAUGAAGACGUUCACAGAAGGGAUCACCAACCAGCUGAUCGGCUGCUACGUGGCCUCCCUCCAGGAGCCCGGCUGCGUCCUGGUGCGUCUGCACGGCAAGAUGACGGAGCUCUACGUGAACAGGGACCGCGAGGUGGAGAUGCUGCAGGUGUUCCACAGCCACGGCUGCGGCCCGCAGAUCUACUGCAGCUUCCAGAACGGCAUCUGCUACGAGUUUGUGAGAGGGACGGUGCUGGAAGACGAGCUGCUGCGGCAGCCCUCCAUCUACAGAUUGAUUGCAGCGGAGAUGGGGAGAAUCCACGCCAUCCAGCCCAAAUGCGGCCCGCCCGUCGAACCGUUUCUCUGGACCAAGAUGUCCCACUUUCUGACCCUGGCGCAGAGCGGCUUCAGCAGCGGCCGCACGAAGAGUGCCGCGGCUCCCCAAGAGGUGCCGAGCUUCGAGACCCUGUCGGUCGAACUGGAGUCCCUGAAGAGAUGCCUCUCGCAGGUGGACUCGCCGACCGUCCUCUGCCACAACGACCUGCUGACCAAAAACAUCAUCUACAACCACAAAGAGGGAAUGGUGAAAUUCAUUGACUACGAGUACGCCGAUUACAACUACCAGGCCUUCGAUAUUGGCAAUCACUUCAAUGAAUUUGCCGGCGUGAACGAUGUGAACUACAGCCUCUACCCGAGCCAGGAGCUGCAGCGGGAUUGGCUGAGGGCCUACCUGGAGAGCUACAAGCACAGCACAGGAAGUGAGGUCACGGUCACCGAGGCGGAAGUUACGCAACUCUACGUCCAAGUCUGCAAGUUCUCCCUGGCGUCAAACUUCUUCUGGGGUCUUUGGGGCAUCCUGCAAUCACGCCUCUCCUCGAUUGACUUUGACUUCCUGAGGUAUGCCGCGGCACGACUCGGCUACUACUUUGAGAAGAAAGAGGAAUAUUUUGGAUUGACAAUGAGCGUAAAAAACUGAGGAGAAAGGACCAGUGUAUUAAAAAAAAUAUAAGAAAUCUGACGCGGCAUCGCCGUGCCGUGAGUCCCGAGAAGAGUUCUCAAACGAAGGCAUGCGAUGCAAUGCACCCCUCCCCCCACGCCCCUCCCCCGGUGUUUGUUAUUUCAUGCCGUAGUGUGAGAUAAUGUGUUUAGCUAUCAUUGUGAUUUUUUAAAAUAUUCGUUUCACCGCAGUCUGUAUACCGAUAAGCCUUUUUGGAACAUUGCGAUGAAGGCCGUGCCAGAAACACAUUAAUCGUUGCCACAUUUAGCCGAGUCGCUUAAAGCCACAAAAACUGAGCCCGAUCAUAAAACCCACGAGGGGUUAUUUGCAUGCUUAUUCAGAGUGUACCACAGUUCUGAUGGAAAACAAGGUUCAACUUAUUUACUGUACCACGUAGUGCAUUAUUAGACGUUUGUAUCUGGGGUCAUUGUUGUAAAGCUGCUUUUUGUCCUACCAUGGUAUUAUGUACAUCGAUUAGACAGUACAUUGUGAAUUAAUUACCAUUUUAAGUGUUAAAACUGCAUGUAAAUACAGUGUUAAACAGUAUUAUGUCCUGAAAUGGGUGCGCAGCGUGAAUCGCCCCACAACUUUGUCGUUUUUUUCUUCCAAUUAUAAAAUGUUUAAAACUCAGAGAAACAAAUAAAAAGCAUCUUUCUUCGCUGGCUGAAAAGGUU